This is a messenger RNA of Lactuca saligna, 1514 nucleotides long. The record is from the annotation of a GenBank genome assembly. Lineage: Eukaryota; Viridiplantae; Streptophyta; Magnoliopsida; Asterales; Asteraceae.
AUGUUGUUGAGGCUGUCCAAAAGAAAAUGUUCAAAUCCAUGUCUACCCCCGGGGCCAUGGAAACUUCCUAUCAUAGGAAAUAUCCAUCAUCUUGGGAGCUGUCUUCCACAUCAGCGACUGAGAGAAUUGGCCAAGACAUAUGGGCCUCUGAUGCACCUGCAGCUUGGAGAGCUUUCUGUGAUGGUUGUUUCUUCACCUGAAACAGCAAAGGAGGUUAUGAAAACUCAUGAUGUAAACUUUUCUGAUAGGCCUUACCUUUUUGCUUCAUCUGUGAUAUGUAAUGGUGCUACAAACCUUACUUUUGCUCCAUAUGGAGAUUACUGGAGACGGCUUCGCAAGAUUUGCUCCAUGGAGCUUUUGAGCCCAAUGCGGGUCCAGUCAUUUACGUCUACAAGGGAAGAAGAGGUCUUAAAGUUCAUCAAGUCUAUCAGUGAACAUGUAGGAUCUCCGAUCGAUCUUAGCCAAAGAAUAUUCUCAUUAACGUAUGGGAUCACUGCCAGGGUGGCGUUUGGUAAGAAAUGCAAACAUCAAGAAUCUUUCAUCGCACUUGUCAAGGAAGCUUCAGCUGCAGCUUCAGGAUUCAAUGUUUCAGACCUUUACCCUUCUUCUACCAUGCUUCCUUUGCUCACUGGAUUUAAGGCAAAACUUGAGAAAAUUCGUGGGAGGUUUGAGGAGAUAACCGGUAACAUCAUUGAAGAACAUCAGGCUAAAAAGGGGGAAACUAAUGUGGGUGAUGUAGAUGAAGAUCUUGUGGAUGUUCUUUUGAGAUAUCAGGAGCAUGGUGAUGUUCAAACAUUUCCUUUGUCUAUUGCUAACAUCAAAGCAGUCAUCUUGGACAUCUUUAGUGGUGGGAGUGAAACAUCUUCUACAGCUGUAGAGUGGGCGAUGUCCGAAAUGCUGAAACACCCAAGAAUCUUGGAAAAGGCACAAACUGAGAUAAGGGAAGUUGUCACCAGAAGAGGGAGAGUUGAUGGGACGUGUAUUCAAGAACUCGUGUUCCUAAAACUGGUUAUUAAAGAAACUCUAAGACUACACCCUCCAGCCCCUCUGUUGCUUCCCAGAGAAAGCAGGGAGAGAUGUGAGAUAAAUGGUUAUGAGAUACCAGCCAAAACCAAAGUUAUUGUGAAUGCAUGGGCCAUUGGUCGAGACCCUAUUUGGUGGAAAGAUCCUGAGAGGUUUCAUCCAGAGAGAUUCCUCAGCAGCUCAACAGAUUGUUACAAAGGACUUAAUUUCGAGUACAUACCGUUUGGUGGUGGAAGGAGAGUGUGCCCUGGAAUGUCAUUUGGAUUGGCAAAUGUGGAGCUUCCACUCAUCAAAUUGCUCUACCAUUUUGACUGGAAACUUCCUGAUGGAAUGACAAGUGAAGACCUUGAUAUGAAUGAAACGUCUGGUGUCACGGUUAGAAGAAAAGCAAACUUGAAUCUGAUACCAACUGCCUACCAUCCUGUGCCUGCAUAAAAUAGAUCCUUGGAAGAAAAGACACCACAAAUACUUGUUAGACAGCAUAAUGUCAC